GCACGAUGGGAUGGAGUGCUGCUGUGUGAUGUAGGAUAUGUUGGAACACUUGUGGAAUAGAUUUUGGAGACUCUUUAAAACGGUUUGUGCACACGGGACCAGGGUCAGUUCGACACAUCGAGGACAUCAUCCAACACCUCAAUUUGCACACGAGACCUCACCACCAGCACCAGGAUCCCUACUACAAAAGUACUGACCCCACCAUCCAUCCCGAUCUCGACUUAUCAACCGUUUCCUACAACUUUGUUGGGGCGUGAACGAUGGCGUUGAAUGGAGAAAAAUGGGCCGUUAUGGGAAUGUUGGCCGUGAUUUCUAUCAUUUUGGGAUUUUUGCCAUACCUUCUUAUUCGAUGGACGAAAAAUACCCGGUUCAUCCGCGUGGAUUCAACCCCUUACAAAUUGGUCCUCACUGUACUCUCAUGUUUUGGAGCCGGCGUCCUGCUCUCCACCGCAGCCCUCCACCUUCUUCCCGAGGUCAGAGAGUCUCUCCUAAAAAUAGACUCUGUCUGGACCACGUUUGACGAACACUUUCCCGUCGCAGAAAUGAUUGCUCUGGGUGGAUUCGCACUCAUCUAUUUGAUCGAAGAGGUGGCCCACUUCAUCAUGGUGGACGGACACCAAGGUCACCACCACCACAACCCGAACUCUAUCGCACGCCACAACUCCAUCGCUCACGGAAUCCAUCUCCCAGAGGAGACUUGUGGCGGGGAUGGGAACGCAGAGUCCGGUCUGACCGUUCCUCACCACGGUCAUCACCAUUCUCACGGCGUGGCGCUCAAGAUGGAGUCGAGUUCCACGGUGGAGGAAUGUCCUGACGAGCAGAACAGUUUCGCUUCUUCCGUCCGAGCCCUCCUGACACUGAUUGCCCUCUCGUUCCACGAACUGAUGGAAGGGCUGGCCAUCGGGAUCCAAAAGGAGUCGGACAUGUGGGUCAUGUUCGGAGCCGUGGCAUCUCACAAAUUCGUGAUCUCAUUCUGUAUGGGGAUGGAGCUCAUCAACAGCCAGGCAGGUGUUCGCACUUUCGUCGGUUCGAUUCUAUUCUUUGGCGUGGUCACGAGUGUGGGAAUUGGCAUUGGAGGACUCAUCACCACCAGCUCCACGGACACGUUGAGCGUCGCAGUUAUCGAGGGUUUGGUGGUGGGGACUUUGAUAUACGUGGUGUGCUUUGAAAUUCUAAAUCGAGAGCGGGAUCGCAAGACAUAUUCCAUCAAAAAGGCCAGAGCUAUCGGAUUCAUACAAUUCCUAGCGUUGGGCGCUGGACUCGUGGCAAUGGGAUUGUUGGCCACAAUGAGCCAUGACCACGGCGGGGACGAUCACGGCCAUGACCACGAGGAUGACCAUGACCAUCCCACCACGCACCACGACGAUCAUGACCAUCCAACCACGCAUGACGAUCAUGACGGCCACACCCACUUUUGAAUAGCGAAGAUAUCCGCGAAGAUUAUUUAUUUACUAUAUGUUGCUCUUAAAUAGUUAUAUUUUUAAAGUUUUGUAUUCGAUAAGGACGUUUCUCUCUCAUAGAUUUACGAUAAUGAGUAUUUAGCUUCAAGUAAAGGCUCAUUCCAUUUGUAAGCAACACGUUUGAUCGAGUCCCAGAAAAUAGAGGUGCUAAACCCUGCUCGCUGGUGGUGGCUGCCUGACCAUGUAUUUUCUUCUCUUUGAUAUGAGAACACCACACAACUUAUGCUUUGUCAAUGUUCCCGGCCACGUAGGAACACAGAAUUAUUUACUGCUGUCUACACAAGCAGCCCAUGUUAAUUUUACCUUUUCGAAAAAUCGCCAAAACUCCAAGACGGACAAAAAUCGCGUGGGGUUUUAAACGUUUUUGUUUCCUCAGGCCCAAAGGCAUCGAUUGGCUUAUCUCCCUAUAAGCGAUUUUUGUCCGUCUUCUCGAUAAUCGAGUUUUUCAAUACAUUUUAAAUUUCUGAUUUUUUUGAAUUUUUGAAUUUUUUAAAAUUUUUCCUAUCAAUAAAUGAUCAAUGAAUGAAAUCCGUAAAUGUAACCUACCCCUUUGAACCUAAACUUUGGCGACAAAAGCAUUUUCAAUGCAUUUGCAAAUUUUCUUUCAACUGCAGUAUCUUUGCGAAAAAAAUUAAUUUUCAAAUUUUGAUUUUUAUGAUAUGUUUUAUUUUAUAUUAUGCAUCUCUGAUACGAUUGGGGACAAGAUAUAAAAUAUGGGUGCGACGACGAUCGUGUGGGUUGAGAUGGAAUGAGCCUAAAGUAGUGUCGAAAUACGAAACAAUUCGCCAUUUAAUAAAAGCGUGUCUUUAAUUUUACAUGUA
Molecule: messenger RNA, 2281 nt
Organism: Folsomia candida
Lineage: Eukaryota; Metazoa; Arthropoda; Collembola; Entomobryomorpha; Isotomidae
Product: zinc transporter ZIP1
Exons: 5
Coding region: 261-1418 (385 amino acids)
Biological process (GO): zinc ion transmembrane transport
Cellular component (GO): plasma membrane
Molecular function (GO): zinc ion transmembrane transporter activity
Source: RefSeq, a predicted model, not a curated record